Molecule: messenger RNA, 954 nt
Organism: Plasmodium fragile
Lineage: Eukaryota; Apicomplexa; Aconoidasida; Haemosporida; Plasmodiidae
Exons: 14
Coding region: 1-954 (317 amino acids)
Source: RefSeq, a predicted model, not a curated record
AUGAAUCGCGUAAGGUUGAUCCCGCUCGUGGUGCUCAUCACCACCUUGUGUAGCUAUACAUUUCUCUGCUUAAAGCCAAACGAUGAAAUUGAAAAUGGCCCCAUAAAAAUAUUAAGUGGAAAUUUGAAGGAAAGAAUAACUCUCCAUUGCGGGGGAGAUCAGUCGGUCCACAUUUUGGAUGCUAGUUAUGGAAAUCCUUCCGUUGAUCAUUUUCUUAUAAAAAAAAACUCCUUAGACGCACCGCACACCCUGCCCGUUGUUCAAAUGUUAUGUGAAGGGAAACCCAGCUGCGAUAUCCUUGUGAACGACGAAACGUUCAAAGUCCUAUCCAUGAUAAAGGACUUCCACAAACUGGUUGUAAAAUACACCUGCACGUCAGACGCUCUGGAGGCGUUUCCCAUGUACAACGUAAAGGCCCGAAGAGGGGACGACAACACCUGGAAUGUUGAGUUUCAAGGUGAAGCGGAAAAGGAGGAGCUGUACCUUCAUGUGGAGGACAUAAACGCCCUGUGCGAAAAACCGCUGCUUAGGAAAAAAUACAUAGACGUGAAUGAGGCCGAGCAGAAGUGUAACGCCUUAAGCAACUGCGUUUUCAUAAUUUUCAACUACGAUGGGUACACACUGUGUGAAUCCUCCUCGUAUAAAAAUGCAACAGUUCAGAGGAACUCCAAGAUUUAUAUCAAAAUGUCUUACAUUAGCGGAAGGCUGCCCCACAACUACGAAGUGUUUCCAAAUGUUCAAGGGGUGUGCGAAAAGAAGGAUGUGGUAUUCGAGAUGAACUCAGCCUUGCGCUUGGAUGACCUAUACGAAAAAUGCAGGGAAGUCGAUUGUGACUACUUCACGAUGUCCACAGCUAACGGAGUAAAAGGUGUUCCUAAAAGCUUCCGGAACUAUGCCUGGUUUUGCAAAGGGUUCCCCAAAUAUUUCGAAGGAGCCCAAGCGGAGAAUGAGUAA